Molecule: messenger RNA, 1798 nt
Organism: Drosophila yakuba
Lineage: Eukaryota; Metazoa; Arthropoda; Insecta; Diptera; Drosophilidae
Gene: Or59c
Product: putative odorant receptor 59c
Exons: 3
Coding region: 265-1500 (411 amino acids)
Biological process (GO): sensory perception of smell; detection of chemical stimulus involved in sensory perception of smell
Cellular component (GO): plasma membrane
Molecular function (GO): odorant binding; olfactory receptor activity
Source: RefSeq, a predicted model, not a curated record
GUGCGGUAAUGAAGUGCACAACGAACGAAAUGCAGUUGAAAUAAACCAGUGCUUCACCUUGACUGUUGGCGUUGCCUAAGACAAUCCUGCGACUAAUGACUUUAUAAGUGCAAACACGUUGCCUUGGAUGACUCGGGACUUCUGUGAUGAAUAAAACAAAAAUGACGCGACAUUAAAAGCAAAUCAAAAGGGCCAAUACUGCCAUAUAUAAAAACCCCUUCAAGCGCAUCUGCACUCUAGAAGUAUCAAAUCCCCCCGGGAAAGAUGAGCAAGUUCUUCUUCAAGCGCCUGCAAACGGCGCCACUUGACCAGGAGGUCAGCUCCCUGGAUGCCAGUGACUACUUUUACCGCGUCGCACUGUUCAUGGGCUGGACCCCGCCCAAGGAGGGUCUGCUCCGAUGGAUCUACGCCCUGUGGACUCUGACCACGAUGUGGCUGGGCAUUGUGUACCUGCCGCUCGGGUUGUGCCUCACCUAUGUGAAGCACUUCGACAGAUUCACGCCGACGGAGUUCCUCACCUCGCUGCAGGUGGUCAUCAACUGCAUCGGGAAUGUGAUCAAGACGUGCGUAACCUAUUCCCAGAUGUGGCGUUUCCGCCGGAUGAACGAACUUAUUUCGUCCUUGGACCAGAGAUGUGUUACGCCGUCACAACGUCGGAUUUUUCAUAAGAUGGUGACGCGGUCAAACCUCAUAGUGAUGCUGUUUCUGUCCACGUACCUGGGCUUCUGCUUUCUCAAUCUGUUCACUUCGGUUUUCGCUGGCAAAGCUCCUUGGCAGCUGUACAACCCAUUUGUGGACUGGCAGGAUGGCCGUUGGCAGCUGUGGAUUGCCUCCAUCCUGGAGUACUGUGUGGUCUCCAUUGGCACCAUGCAGGAGCUGCUAUCCGAUACCUAUGCCAUUGUGUUUAUCUCCUUGUUCCGCUGCCAUCUGGCUAUUCUCACCGAUCGCAUAGCUAAUCUGCGCCAGGAUGCGGAGCUCAGUGAGAGGGAAAACUGUGAGCAGCUGGUGGCCUGCAUUCAGGAUCAUCGGACCAUCAUACAGUGCUCUCAAAUCAUUCGACCCAUCCUGUCGAUCACCAUCUUUGCCCAGUUCAUGCUCGUCGGCAUUGACUUGGGCUUGGCGGCCAUCAGCAUCCUGUUCUUUCCGAACACCAUCUGGACGAUUAUGGCGAACGUGUCCUUCAUCGUGGCCAUCUGCACGGAGUCCUUCCCGUUCUGCAUGCUCUGCGAGCACCUGAUCGAGGACUCCGUCCAUGUCAGCAACGCCCUAUUCCACUCCAACUGGAUAAGCGCGGAGAGGCGUUACAAGUCGGCGGUUCUGUAUUUCCUGCACCGGGCGCAGCAACCCAUUCAAUUCACCGCCGGCUCCAUAUUCCCCAUUUCGGUGCAGAGCAAUAUUGCCGUGGCCAAGUUUGCAUUCACCAUCAUCACCAUUGUCAACCAGAUGAAUCUGGGCGAGAAGUUCUUCAGUGAGAGGAGCAAUGGCGAUAUAAAUCCUUAGAUCCUUGGAGUGCACUGCAAAGAAAAGCGCUUAACCUAAUAUUUGCACCCCCACACUUUCACGCUGUAGUGAAGUAGUAUUUGUAGUGUUGACACAUCCACUCAGCUUUCCAGAAGUGAUUACACACUUGAGUGCCAUGUAGUGAUAAGGAGCGAAACCGGGUGGAAAUCUGAAUGAAUAUACGCCGAAUUCCCAUUACCUUUUAAGUAACUUUUCUGUAAUCAUUUCAAUGUAUACACUCACACCAAUAAUUUAAAAGUAUGACACCAUUCGACGUAAUACAGCAGUUUAAAUUGAA